Molecule: messenger RNA, 1545 nt
Organism: Penicillium brevicompactum
Lineage: Eukaryota; Fungi; Ascomycota; Eurotiomycetes; Eurotiales; Aspergillaceae
Product: multicopper oxidase
Exons: 2
Coding region: 1-1545 (514 amino acids)
Molecular function (GO): oxidoreductase activity; copper ion binding
Source: RefSeq, a predicted model, not a curated record
AUGCCGGGUCCAACAAUCGAAGCAGACUGGGGAGACACCGUGAUCAUUCACUUGCGCAGUAGCCUGCCACCAAAGAUCAACAACGGAACAAGCUUGCAUAUCCAUGGACUCCGUCAACACUUCACCAAUCCGAUGGACGGGGUAGUGUCUGUUACGCAAUGUCCUCUCGCACCUGGGAAUGUAAUGAGCUACCGGUGGAGAGCGACACAGUACGGCACGACGUGGUACCAUUCUCACAUCGGACUUCAGACCUGGGAAGGUGUUUAUGGAGGUGUUAUCAUCAACGGGCCAGCCAGCAGCAACUACGAUGAGGAUAAAGGGGUGAUCUUGCUUUCAGACUGGGAUAUCAAUACCGUGGACCAGCUCUGGACCCAAGCACAGACAGUCGGUGCACCUCAGCUCGACAACGGCCUCAUCAAUGGACACAAUGUCUUCGGAGGUGACAAUGGCUCAAUCCAGACAGGAUACCGGUACAAUACCUCCUUUGUCCCGGGGACUUCAUACCGGCUUCGUGUGACAAAUGUCGCUUGCGAUACUCAGUUCAAAUUCAGUAUAGAUCAUCACACUCUGACGGUCAUAUCUAUGGAUUUUGUUCCAAUCAAACCCUACAAAACUACUGUAAUCAAUAUCUCAAUUGGCCAGCGCUACGAUGUGAUUGUGCAAGCAGACCAAGAAUCAAUCGCAAACUCCUUCUGGCUCCGCGCCAUCCCACAGCUAUCAUGUUCGACAAAUAGCAACGCAGAAAACAUCCGCGGCAUCAUCAACUACGGAACAGGAUCCGCAACCUCGCUCCCAAAUACAACAAGUUACACUAUAACAGACACCUGCGAAGAUGAACCCGCAUCAAAGCUAUCCCCAAUAAUCUCCAAAGAUCUUUCCCUCACCGCAUCCGAUUUCUACUACAACGAAGACCUUCCCGCCUCCGUAGCCCAGAACGAGAACUCCGUCUUCCGCUGGUACCUGAACGGGACAUCUAUGCAGGUGACAUGGUAUCAGCCAACGCUAAUGGACUUCGUCGACAAGGGUCAGGGGUACUACGGCGGAGCCGUAGAGCCGCCGGAUCCAACGCAGCCCAGCCGAGCGGUAAUCUCCGUCCCCAAAGCCGAAACUUGGGUACUUGUGAUAAUAGAAACGACCGUACAAGCCCCGCACCCGAUACAUCUGCACGGGCAUGAUUUCCUAGUUGUUGCGCAGGGGUCUGGGGCCUGGAACGUCGACACAAACACACUGAAUCUAGACUAUGCGGCCGGAUCACUUCCGAAACGAGAUACUGCACUACUUCCUGCACUGGGGCAUCUGGUGCUGGCGUUCCGUACGGAUAAUCCUGGUGCGUGGCUGAUGCAUUGUCACAUUGGGUGGCACAUUGAUCAGGGAUUUGCGUUACAGUUUGUUGAGCGGGAGGACGAGAUUAGAGGGAUGUUGAAUGUUUAUGGGAAUGCGUUGGGGGGUUGGUGGGAGUAUGGGAAGGCGAUGAAAGAGAAUUGUGAUAUUUGGAAUCGGUAUGACCCUGGCGGUCAGAUAUUGGUGAAUGGGGCUGGGAUUUAG